AUGAUGAUCCUUGAGAAAGAAGAUGCACGUUGCUCCACAGAAAUGAACCAACAACAUCAUUUCAAUGGUGGCCGAACGCGCAAAUGUUUCCAAGACUGUAUCUUGAUGUUCAAGAACUGGGUUUGUUCAACCAGUUUGAUCUUCAUGAUCACAGUUCUUGUUCUGGCCAUGCUCUGUUGCGUAGUCGCAAGUGAACCAGAAGAUCAUCGUCAAGAGCAGCAACGAGGCCAUGAUCAGAUUCUGUACAAGAAUGGGAUGAUGAUCAGGAUCAUCACAAAGAUGAUUACUUUGGCAGUUCUGGCCUGGUUUACCAUCUAUUAUCAACGCCUCCUGCUUGAUGAAGCGCCAGAGGAAGAGAGAGGGUUGAUCAUCAUCAUCAUCAUCAUCAUCAUCACAGUUCUUGUGCUGGUGGUGCCCCGUUGUGUCCUCGCAAGUAAACCAGAAGAACGUCCUGAGCAGCAACGAGUUGCGGCCUGGUUUGCCAUUUAUUAUCAAAGCCUCCUGCUUGGUCAAGCGCCACAGAAAGAGACAGAGCAAGAACCAGAGCAAGAAGAGGCACAUAAUGAUAAUGGCGGUGGCCGAAUGCGCAUGCAAUGGUUCCAAUACUGCAUCUGGGUUUUCAAGAACUGGGUUUCUCCAAUCACUUUGAUCAUCAUCUUCACAGUUCUUGUGCCCCGUUGCGUCUUCGCAAGUGAACCAGAAGAUCGUCGUGAGCAGCAACGAGGCCAUUUUCAUAUUCUGUACAAGAAUGGGAUGAUGAUUAUGGCACUUGUGGCCGUCUUUGCCCUCUAUUAUCAAAUUCAACUUGAUCGAGUACAAAGAGGUCGGGCAGAAGAUUUACAUGGUGGUAUCAAUAAUGGGGCAGAAGAUUUACAUGGUGCUAUCGAUAACAACCACCCCGAUGAGGGUAAUAAUGCAGGGAACUUCGCUGCACGGGUUGCAGCUCAGAAUGACCAGGAGAAGUCUGACAGAGGAUAUUGA
This is a messenger RNA of Prunus armeniaca (apricot), 981 nucleotides long. The record is from the annotation of a GenBank genome assembly. Lineage: Eukaryota; Viridiplantae; Streptophyta; Magnoliopsida; Rosales; Rosaceae.